Oryza sativa Japonica Group (Japanese rice) is the source of this 2926-nucleotide messenger RNA. RefSeq lists its product as uncharacterized. Lineage: Eukaryota; Viridiplantae; Streptophyta; Magnoliopsida; Poales; Poaceae. The record is from RefSeq and is a predicted model, not a curated record.
AAGAACAGAUUGGCGUAACUGUGAGAUCAUACAAUAGAUCACUGCAAGCGAUUAGAUAAAUUUUAUCCCUGUGUCAGUUAAAAAGCAUAAAGCCACCAUGCUAAAUCAUGCACCCAAUAUGAACAAGCCUUUAUGUUUUUGAACAAAAAAAGGUUCAGCUUUCCUACUAUAAUGCACUAAACUGUACUCUGAACAAAUUUAGUCAUUGAUGAAAGAUAUAAUUCAAAGAUUGUUGGGCCAUCUAAUCAGAUCUCUGACUUUAGUUUCCUCAACUUUUCUUAUGAUAGAGAGGAAAUGGUGACCCACAAAACUUGUUUUCCCUAAUGUGCUCCCUGCAGUACAAAUACUAGGAGGCUCACAGGGGAAUUGUGCUGUCCUAUUGCACUCUCUUUAGCUAAACUUGAAGUGUCUGCCACCAUCAUGUACUUCAGAGCUUGAGCUGAAAGUGUGAUGGGUAAUGAGAUGGGCAACAACAAUGUCACCGGUCAACAAGUAUCAGAAGAGACAGCUCAGGGUUUCGACAGAACCAUUGAGCAUUUGGAUGGCCCACCUAGCCUAAACAGCACAAAUGACAAGGGAAAGGAUGGCACCAAGGAUCUAGACAAGUCAAAGCUCUUAAAGGACCCUGUCAUAACAAAUGGUGGAAAUGAGCAGAUGGUCUCAAUUAAAGGGGAUUCAUUCAAUAAGAACAAAGAUUUAGAUGAUAAGAACAGGGGUUCACUUCAGGAUCACUCAUUAACACAAGAUAAUGAUCAGAGUUGCCAUUUACCAUCAACUCAAGAUGAUGAACCAUUGAGCAACAAGGAAAUUGAAAGAGUCACAAAUUUGCCAGAAACAACUGCCUCUGUCAGCAUCACAAUUGAAGAUACGACAAGCAACAAGGACAGUUCAACAUUAGUUGAAAAAAUCAAACUUGUACACAAGACAACUGAGAGAUCUGAAGAAAUUAACAUAGGUAAUUCCCAAUCAUUGUUAAAGGAAAAUAUGGAAGGGCCACUAGAAGAUGAGGAAUCAGGGAUGCGUGAUGAUCUAAUUGGAGAAGAUAAAGCUGAAAAACUAGAUCAAGGACAGACUGCGGUGUCAAUAAUAGAGAAUCUAUUGAUGCCAAUGCAAGGAGGAUCUACAUCAUCAACAGAAACAAUUACCACUGAUUAUCUUGAUGCUGAUGAUUCUGAUAUAAAGGAGGUUGUCAUAGAAAAUGAGCCUACAGGUAAAAGAAAUUCAUUGUAUGUUCGACCCGCAGAUGAUACCAACCUGAAGACAUUUAAGAAUGACAGAGCCCGUAUACCAGAUGAGAAGGAAGAUAUUAGUGAAAUAAGCCAAAGAGCAACAGUAGAAACUGGGAUUGGAAGCUGCGAAGUAAUAGAUGAAGGCAAGAAGACCCAUGGAUUGAAAGACCAGAACAAAGAUACAUGUGGUGCUCUUGAUAUUGGUGAAGUUGUUUCAAAGUUCCAGUCAUCUCUAACAGAUACAAGUGCAACAGAUGCCAUAGAACUGGAGAAACAUGAACUAAAUAAGAGGGGGGAUGAUGUAGCAGGAGAGAUAUCUGAUUCUCUAACUAGAACAGAGGAGCAUAAUGCUAUUGAAAGAACACACACAGAUCAAGAACGAGAUGCCAAAGAUGCUGCAGUGAAGGAUCCAGCAGAUAAUUCUGAUGAAGAGAAGAAGUCUGACUGCACCCAUGAUAUAGUCAGUCUUGUUGAAGUCAACGGAAAAAAAUUUACAGGCUUAGAUUCAUUUCUGUCCUAUCAGCUUUCUACUGUGAAUGAAGAAAAGGUGCAGACAGAAGUAAGAGAAGGAUUAUUUAGACCAUCAUCUCCUCUUCAAUUGAUAGAAGAUUUUCACAAGAGAGAUCUAAAAGUUGAUAGUCCGCAUAAUAAUGAAGAGACCAUCAUCUCCACAUAUGAAGUAGAGACUACAGAUAUACACGAUACUCUGGCUGUCUCACAAUUUGACAGGCCUCAACAGAUGCUGCUUGAAGAACCUGAGGUUGUGAAAUUUGAGAAUGGCAGCAUUCUUAGUUGCAUGCAGUUAGUGGAAAAAAGUUCAAAGACAGACACAUUCUUUCCUCAUGGCUCAAAACAGGAGAAAGAUAGCGCAUCCACUACAGCAAUAGGUUUAACUUCUGAAUCCAAUCUGGAGAAAGUCAUGGUGAAGGUAGACUUUCCUGCUGAAUCCAACCAAAAGAAAAUCAUUGCGGAUACUGAUAAGGCUAGUCAGGAAGGAUAUCUGCUACAGAUACCAGCUUCAAGGAGAGAUGCCAGUGAAGAGACUCCCUUGCUUAAGAUGGUGGAAAAUACGAGUUCUUUCAGCUUCUCUAAUGAACAGCAUAGCAAAGUAGUUGAGUGCAUCCCCAUGACUAGCAUCUCCAUGAUGCAAGUUAAAGAUGAUGGUGACGAAGAAUAUGAAAAGAGUCCACUGCUGAGCCCCAGGGAACAGGAAGGAGAGAACUUCAUGGUACCUAACCAUUCUGUAAGAAACAAGAAACCACUUCAAAGCUUAACGACAGGGGAAAGUGUUUGUAUGCAGUCUUCAUUGAAGGAACAGGAAGUUCCAAACAACAGUACCAUGGUUAGUUCCCCUAGAAGCACAAGAAAGCAGAAGCCAAGAUCUUCCAUUUUUGCCAGUUGCAUGUGUUGUGCCACAGCUACAAACUGAGAUAUGCCUCAAUAUGUUUUCCUGUUAUUGUCAGUUAUUUAUCUCAUUGAUUAUUUUGUCAUAAAUAUUCAAUGUUUGAGUGGUUUACUGAAGAGUGAUUUGCAGUUGUUGGGAAUUUUUCAGAGAUUCCACAACUAGUAUCUGCUUGGAAGUUUGUACAAUUAUAUUUGAUACAAAGUGUAUCCAAUAUCAAUUAGAAGAAUGAAUGCCUUGUAUUCUGUAUCAGCUUUCAUGAGACCAGUGCUCCAAAGGGUUGUCAAGUUACAUA